This is a messenger RNA of Prunus armeniaca (apricot), 411 nucleotides long. The record is from the annotation of a GenBank genome assembly. Lineage: Eukaryota; Viridiplantae; Streptophyta; Magnoliopsida; Rosales; Rosaceae.
AUGCAGAUUCGGGUGAAGUGCAGUUGCGGAGAGAGCAACUGCCCAGAAUGGGCGGUGGUCGAAUUGCAAGGGAUGGUGGAGGUUCAGUCCCAAUUUCAAGAUCGCCUCCACAACCUCCACAUCGGCCUCCUCUGCCGGCCUUCCGCCUCCUCCCAGGACCAAACCUACACAUUUACUAUUGGGUAUCACGAAUUGACAGGGACCAAACAGCCCUUGAAGAAGCCACUCUUGGUCUUAAGGAAACUCAAGCCCUCCCGAGACGCAGGGGUAGAAUUGGAAGUCAUCGGAAUUAUUCGCCACCGGAUUCUGUUCAAGACCAGACCUAUGGCCCUCAUUUCCAAACCACAACCAGCAGUGAGGAAGAAUAAGAGCAGCGAGCAAAUAGCAGCUCAGUUCAACUCCGUGCCUUGA